This is a messenger RNA of Tripterygium wilfordii, 2238 nucleotides long. RefSeq names its product probable methyltransferase PMT15. Gene Ontology annotation, cellular component: trans-Golgi network; endosome; cytoplasm. The coding region runs from base 164 to 2080 and encodes 638 amino acids. The record is from RefSeq and is a predicted model, not a curated record. NCBI's taxonomy places the organism in Eukaryota, Viridiplantae, Streptophyta, Magnoliopsida, Celastrales, Celastraceae. The transcript has 6 exons. Gene Ontology annotation, molecular function: methyltransferase activity.
UUUGAGUACCCAACGCGGGUCAUUCACAUGACGUAAUUAUUUACCACCUAAUUUGCUUCAAAACUUCAACGCCCCCUAUCAAACAUUUCACAGAUCCCAAACCAUAAAUAUAAAGAUAUCCCACUCCCCCAUUGUUGAUCUAUCAAAACUAGAACCAAAAGCCAUGGCUGCAGGCUCCAACGUUCCUUACAGUGCAACUUCAAAACCACCCAAACCCAACGCCGUCUUCUCCAUCCUUUCCCUCAAAAGGACCAAAUUAGUAAUAAUCGUCUUUCUCUGCACAUUCUUCUACAUCCUCGGAGUAUGGCAACACGGCGGCGGCCCCGGCGCCGCCACCAUUUCCAGAACCACCUCAAUCUCAUGUCUACAGCCCAUCAACACCACCACCCCAGCCGGCCUUGACUUCUCCAGCCACCACAUGGCGGACGGGGAGUUUGCCACAUCAGAGGGGGUCAAAGUCUACCCUCCAUGCGACGUCAAGUACAGCGAGUACACUCCAUGCGAGGACCAGAAAAGGUCGCUGAGAUUCGACAGGCACAGACUUAUAUACAGAGAGAGACACUGCCCGGAGAAACAUGAGCUCCUCAAGUGCAGAGUGCCCGCACCGCACGGUUACAAGAACCCGUUUGCGUGGCCGAAUAGCAGGGAUCUGGCGUGGUACGCGAAUGUGCCGCAUAAAGAAUUGACGGUGGAGAAGGCUGUGCAGAAUUGGAUCAGAUAUGAAGAUGAUCGGUUUAAAUUUCCUGGUGGAGGAACCAUGUUCCCUAACGGUGCUGAUGCAUAUAUUGAUGAUAUUGGGAAGUUGAUCAAUCUCAAAGAUGGCUCUAUUAGGACCGCCAUUGAUACAGGUUGUGGGGUGGCAAGUUGGGGUGCUUAUCUUCUGUCACGCAACAUUCUAACGAUGUCGUUUGCACCAAGAGACACACAUGAAGCGCAAGUGCAAUUCGCACUAGAGCGAGGAGUUCCUGCCAUGAUUGGAGUUCUCGCAUCCCAGAGAGUCCCUUACCCGUCCAGAGCUUUCGACAUGGCUCAUUGUUCUCGCUGCCUCAUUCCUUGGGGCCAAUUCGAUGGGAUAUUCUUGAUUGAAGUUGAUAGAGUACUACGACCGGGAGGGUACUGGAUUCUUUCAGGCCCUCCAAUAAACUGGAAGACUCAUUGGAGAGGAUGGGAGAGGACGAAAGAAGAUUUAAACGAUGAACAAAAUGUUAUUGAGAAAGUAGCCAACUCCCUUUGCUGGAAGAAAGUGGUGGAGAGAAAAGAUAUUUCUAUCUGGCAAAAACCGCUCAAUCAUUUGGCUUGCAAAACUACUCGAAAAAUGGCCCAAUCCCCACCCUUUUGCCCUGCUUCUCAGGAUCCAGAUAGUGCCUGGUAUACAAAGAUGGAGACUUGCUUGACUCAUCUGCCUGAAGUGUCAAGCAUUCAAGAAACUGCAGGCGGUGAAUUGGCGAAAUGGCCAGAGCGAUUAACCGCAAUUCCACCAAGAAUUAGCAGAGGAUUAGUAAAAGGAGUGACACCUGAAGGCUUCCUGGAAGAUUCUGAACUAUGGAAGAAGAGGGUUUCAUACUAUAGAACCGUGAACAAUCAAUUAGGACAACCUGGAAGAUACAGAAACCUUUUGGACAUGAAUGCUUACUUGGGUGGAUUUGCAGCUGCACUCGUUGAUGACCCUGUUUGGGUUAUGAAUGUGGUUCCUGCCGAGGCAGAGAUCAACACUCUUGGACUUAUUUAUGAGAGAGGACUAAUUGGAACGUACCAGAACUGGUGUGAAGCAAUGUCAACUUAUCCGAGAACUUACGAUCUCAUUCACGCUGAUUCGGUGUUUAGUCUUUACGAGGACAGAUGUGAAAUGGAGGAUAUCUUGUUAGAGAUGGACAGAAUCUUGAGGCCAGAGGGGAGUGUAAUCUUCAGAGAUGAUGUUGAUGUAUUGGUAAGGAUGAAGAGGAUUGCUGAUGGUAUGAAGUGGGAAAGUCAGAUUGUUGACCAUGAAGAUGGGCCCCAUCAGAGGGAGAAGCUUUUGUUUGCAGUGAAGUCGUAUUGGACAGCCCCUGCCUCAGAACAAGACAAGUCUCAAACACGCUAGCCUUCAAGCAUUCCUGUCUUUCCUUCUUUUUUUUCAAGCAUUCAUGUCCUCUGUUGGCUGCUGCUUCUUUUUUCCUACUUAUUUGCCUUUCGUUUCAUUUCUGAUAUACUGAUUCUUUCAUAUUAAAAGGGUAAUCAUAUUAUUUAACCAUUAAUGGU